This is a messenger RNA of Gallus gallus (chicken), 1800 nucleotides long. RefSeq names its product SH2 domain containing 5 (gene SH2D5). The record is from RefSeq and is a predicted model, not a curated record. Gene Ontology annotation, cellular component: postsynaptic density. The transcript has 11 exons. The coding region runs from base 387 to 1580 and encodes 397 amino acids. NCBI's taxonomy places the organism in Eukaryota, Metazoa, Chordata, Aves, Galliformes, Phasianidae.
GAGAAAACGGGGAGGUAAAUUGCAGUGAUUCAUCGCGGGCAGAUCGGAGGCAGGAAAUGGGAGUUCGCUGCCUGCCCCGUGCCCGCCGUGAGCUCGGGCUUGGCAGGGCCUGGCGUGCAGCGGGGGCUUGACAGCGCCGGGCAGAGCGUCCCUGCAGAGCAUCCCUGCAGAGCAUCCCUGCGUCGCGCCCGGCGGAGCCCCCCGGGAAGGAAAGCGCCGGGCUAAGGCCGAGAGCCGGAGGAUUUUCGCCUGCGUUUCUCUGGAGCUGCCCGGUGUGGGGACCCCCCACAUCGUGGUUGGGGUCAGGACGUGGGUGCCUGCAUCGUGUUUGAGACGUGUGACCCCUGCACGGAACUUAGAGGCAGAGGAUUUAGGAAGCCGCUGCCAUGAAGAAGAAGAUGACAGCCAAUGGGAGGGGGCCGGAUCCGGCACCACCGCCCCCCCGCGCGCGGGGCAUCGCCAAGUCAGCAGAGUACGUGGGUUCCUUCAUGGUGGAAGAGCUGGAGCUGCAGCAGCACGUGGGGCAGCUGGAGGAGCAGCUGCGGGCGCUGAAGGAUUGCCCCAGGAGGAGGUCUGUGGUGCUCAGGUUCAGCUUGCAGGGACUGAAGGUCUACGGUGACGAUGGGGAGACGCUGCUGAUGGCGCACGCGCUGCGCCGCAUCCUGUACAGCACCUGCCUGCAUGCCGAGCGCCAGUUCGCCUUUGUGGCCCGCAACCCCCACAGCCCCCCCAGCACACUGUUCUGCCACCUCUUUGUGAGCCCCGUGGGUGAGGUGCACGUGCUGCACCUGCUGCUGUGCCGCUCCUUCCAGCUCUGUUACCUCCAGGCACACCCUGAGCUGCAGGCGGCUGAGCCCGACCCCCCCGUGCUGCUGCGGGAGACCCUCAACCCUGAGGAGGUGUCACGCAACGUCAACGCGCUCCUGUCCCUGCGGCGCCUGCCCGCCCUCGGCCCGCUGGGUGCAGGGCAUGUUUUUGCACAGCAUUUGCUCCAGGAGCGACGGGUGGAGGCUGAGGGCCGUGCUGUGGGUUGGCGUCCGGGGAACCCCUAUUGCUCCCCAGUGCUGGUGCGCAAAAAGGCGAUCCGCAGCAAAGUGCUGCGCUCGGGCGCCUACCGCGACUGCGGGGCUGAGAGCCAACUGCAGCAGCGCGAGGGUGCCCCAUCGGGAUGGGAGAGCAGAGGCAUGCGGGGCCUGGUGCUGCUCCCUGACACCGAGGCCGCCCUCGCCGAGAGCGUGUGGGCCUUCGCCGGCAUCGCCAGGGCCAGCGGCAUCGCGCUGCUGCGCGGGGAUGUGCCGGGAGCCUUUCUGCUGCGCCCUGAACCCGGUGCCACCCCGCGCUGGUGCCUGUGGGUGCACACGCCCUGCGGGGUCGUGCCCUACUGCGUGCUGCGGACACAGCAGGGGCGGUUCUGUGUGGAGCACUCCCACGCCGAAUUCCGCUCCAUGCCGGCGCUGCUCGCGCACUACUCGGCAGUGCCUGGGGGCUGCUUCUGCCGCCUGAGCGUGGGACGCUGCAACCCCGGCUACGAGCAGCGGGACGAGGACGGCCCGGCGCUGGUGCAGCACGAGCGGGGCUAGGCCCGACCCCCGCUCCAACCGUACGGAGCCCCACGGCAACUUCGGGAAUAAACAGCUCUGUGCAACCGCGCUGCUCCGGGCUCCUUCUUGCAUCUGCCCAGCUGCACUCCCGUGCACACCCACGCACUCGAACAAUCUCAAGCGCUCGCGCUCUUGCACCUUCGCGCACACCCACGCGCGCCCCCGCUCUCUCCCGCCGCGCCGCUGCGCGGCCCCACGC